This is a messenger RNA of Ascochyta rabiei, 783 nucleotides long. RefSeq lists its product as uncharacterized. The transcript has 2 exons. NCBI's taxonomy places the organism in Eukaryota, Fungi, Ascomycota, Dothideomycetes, Pleosporales, Didymellaceae. Bases 1 to 783 code for a protein of 260 amino acids. The record is from RefSeq and is a predicted model, not a curated record.
AUGAAUACUCUCGCGAGGAUAACCAUCCCAGCUCAAAACGCACGCUCUUCGCCAUUAUUGCGUCUUCCAGCUGAGCUACGCAAGCAAAUCUGGCAGCAUGUAUACGGAAACGCUCGCAUCCGCGUCAGCCUUCCGUCGCACAACAAACGCGCCGAGGCCAGCCACGUGGAUCUGAAAUACACGAUGUGGGAAGACGUCUUCUAUCCACUUACAGAAAUGCUCCCACGGCUCCAGCUCCCUCGGACAGCAUGCAAGCAAUUCUAUUCCGAAGCCACUGCAGCACUCUACGCAUCGAGCACCUUUGAAUUCGACAGCCCGCACACCUUCCGCGCCUUUGCCCUCUCGCCGCACCCCUGCGUAUCCCAGAUCCAAAAACUGAGUAUCCCUCGCUUAGAACACGACUGGGAAAAAGCCCUCACCGCGUCCCUGAUCGGAAGGCUCAAGAGCCUGCGCGGCGUGCAACUUGCCCACACCUACCUGCACUGCAGGGCAACUCACCCCCUUCCCCACGCCGGCCGCGACGAAUGGAAACGCUACUGGCGCAUGAUCCGCUCGUUCCAGCAGCACAAGCUGGAGCCCCACAUAACCGCAUUCAGGCUCAUGGUUCUCAACGUGUUCAAGCAGAACCUACUAGCGGGCGAGCAGCUUCCCAGGGACAUCCUGGAGCUGAAGCCAGAAGAAGCGCAGUAUCAGAACGCGCUGCGGUUGCAGGCUGAUUUCAAAGCGGCCUUGUUACACUACACGCCGCGGCGGCUGUCGAGACGAGCCGCUGGAGCUAGCUGA